Molecule: messenger RNA, 2196 nt
Organism: Fraxinus pennsylvanica
Lineage: Eukaryota; Viridiplantae; Streptophyta; Magnoliopsida; Lamiales; Oleaceae
Source: the annotation of a GenBank genome assembly
AUGGGACUUUGUCAUGGAAAACCCGUUGAACCUCCACAAAAUCUUUCUGAUAAUCCAAUAAUGCCAGGUGAAAUUAAUGAACAUACUCUGAAUUCUUCAACUGGGAAAACACCAAAAUUCCCAUUUUACAGUCCAAGUCCCUUCAAGAACUCACCUGCAAAUUAUAGCAUCACUUCAACUCCUCUCCGAUUCCUUAAGCGCCCAUUCCCUCCACCAUCACCAGCUAAACAUAUAAAGGCAUUUCUUGCAAGGAGGUAUGGCUCGAUGAAGACUAAUGAGGCCACUAUACCUGAAGGGAGUGAGUGUGAGAUUAUUGCUGUGGACAAGAAUUUUGGGUUUUCAAAUAAUUUCAUCAGCCAUUAUGAGCUUCAGGAAGAAUUGGGGAAGGGGCAUUUUGGGUAUACUUGUGCUGCUAAGGGAAAGAAGGGAAGCUUGAAGGGGCAGGAUGUGGCUGUUAAAGUUAUCCCAAAAUCAAAGAUGACUACAACUAUUUCUAUUGAGGACGUUAGAAGAGAAGUGAAGAUGUUACGUGCACUAACAGGACAUAAGAACUUAGUGCAAUUUUAUGAUGCAUAUGAAGAUGAAGACAAUGUAUAUGUUGUGAUGGAGUUAUGCAAAGGAGGAGAAUUGUUGGAUAGUAUACUCUCUAGGGGUGGCAAAUACUCAGAAGAAGAUGCUAAAAUUAUCAUGGUGCAGAUUUUAAGUGUCAUGGCUUAUUGUCAUUUCCAAGGUGUGGUUCAUCGUGACCUAAAGCCUGAGAAUUUUCUCUUUAGUUCGAAAGAUGAGUCGUCGCCUCUGAAGGCCAUUGACUUUGGACUCUCUGACUAUGUGAAGCCAGAUGAAAGGCUGAAUGAUAUUGUUGGAAGUGCUUACUAUGUGGCACCCGAAGUUUUGCAUAGAUCAUAUGGAACAGAAGCUGACAUGUGGAGUAUUGGAGUUAUUGCUUAUAUUCUUCUUUGUGGAAGCAGACCCUUCUGGUCUCGGACAGAAUCUGGGAUCUUCCGAGCUGUCCUAAAGGCUGAUCCAAGCUUUGAUGAAGACCCAUGGCCUUCUUUGUCUUCUGAUUCUGUAGAUUUUGUAAAAAGAUUAUUGAACAAGGAUUAUCGUAAAAGGCUAACAGCGGUUCAAGCUCUUAGUCAUCCAUGGCUGACCAACCAUCAUGACGUCAAGGUACCUGUGGAUAUGAUAACGUAUAAGCUUGUAAGAGCUUAUAUAUAUUCUUCUUCUCUGAGAAAAGCAGCUUUAGGGGCUCUUGCAAAAACACUGGCAAUACCACAGUUAGCCUAUCUCCGAGAACAGUUCUGUUUAUUAGGGCCAAGCAAAAAUGGAUUUAUAUCCCUUUAUAAUUUCAAAAUGGCUGUGGCAAAGAACUCGACCGAGGCAAUGAAGGAUUCACGUGUUCUAGAUUAUGUAAACAUGGUGAGUUCUCUUAAAUACAGAAAAUUGGAUUUUGAAGAAUUCUGUGCGGCAGCUGUAAGUGUACAUCAGCUGGAAGGCAUGGAAAAUUGGGAGCAGCAGGCACUCCGUGCCUUUGACUUUUUUGAGAAAGUUGGAAACCGGGUGAUUAAGAUAAAAGAACUUGCUUCAGAGCUUGGACUUGGUCCAUCUGUUCCCAUUCAGGUAGUUCUUCAAGAUUGGAUCAGACACUCAGAUGGGAAGCUAAGCUUCUUGGGAUUCGUCCGACUGCUUCAUGGAGUUUCUUCCCGUGCACUUCAGAAGCUAUCGUUUCAAAAAAGAGACAUUUCACGAUCUGCAUCUGUUCGCCAAGGUUUCAUCCUACUGUUAUCAGCAGUAGCAUUGGAAACAUAUUCUCUAGUGAAGUGCUUUGACAACAUGGCUGCCGAAGGCGCAGUUCUUGAUCCAGGAUUGAAUGGACGUGGUCUAGUCCAGAUUCCCCGGCUCAGUUAUACUGAAUCAAGUUCCCUUGUCCUGAGUCCUGACGGUGCUAAUUUCGCAUUGAGCAAUGCCGUUGAUGAUGUCCAAAAAUGGACAUUACCAAUAUUGAGCUCAAGGCGCAGUGGCUCAGCUGCGGUGCCUUCGAGUGCGCCGCUUUGCACAAAAUGCGACGGCAGAUCUCUGCUGCUAUGUGGGAAGCACGACGACGAUGGUCCCGAGAAGGCACGCCACGAUAUCUACUUCUCCAUUGAGUCUGGCAAUGGCGAGAAGACCACAACCACCACUAUCGAAUUAAAUUGA